Molecule: messenger RNA, 3138 nt
Organism: Oncorhynchus keta (chum salmon)
Lineage: Eukaryota; Metazoa; Chordata; Actinopteri; Salmoniformes; Salmonidae
Product: zinc finger protein 664-like
Exons: 2
Coding region: 227-1603 (458 amino acids)
Cellular component (GO): nucleus
Source: RefSeq, a predicted model, not a curated record
UUUCAACUGCAGCAACAGUUAGUCAGCCACCUCCGUAGCUUGCUAGACAAAAUAGACGAACCAAUAAAGCUCGUUAGACGCUUUAUUGUAUAUAAUCCACUGUGUUUAAACCCCACUUCUGUCGUCUAGUUAGUUAUCCGAUUUAAUUUCAUAUUUACGGUGUUGUAGAUAUUAUUCAGCUAGCGGGCUGGUUAAGUUAGCAUUAGCCUAGCUAACAUCCUCGACCAUGAGCUCACCAAGCUACUCUCCUCCUGAAGACGAUCAGGUCUGCUUGACGGAGAAAGAGGGUCUGUGGCUAAACGUUAUCGUGAAAGAGGAAGAGGAGGAAGUCAUAAUACAAAAACAAGUAGAGGGUGAGGGUGUUACAGUGAAAGAAGAAGAGAAAGACGUUUCAGUGAAAGAAGAGGAAGAUGCGUUCAGAGUGAAAGAGGAGGAUGUUACUGUAAAAGAAGAGGAGGAAGAGAAAGAGGAGGACGCCGUUUUUGGAGUGAAAGAGGAUGAGGGGGAGAUGACUGUCACAUUGGAAGAAGAGGGGGAUGAAGAGGAGGAAACUGAAUAUCUGGGCUCGGUAUCCCAAAGGCAUGUUAAGGCAUCCAAUAGUUCUCACGAAGGACGGUUUCUGAUUAACACCAGAGAGAGACGUGACUAUCGUGGAUCCUCUGGGGAGCCUCAACAACAUCAUGAUGCUGGCGAGGCAGAGAAGAGUCUCUCCAGAUCAGAACACCUCAAGAAACACCUGCAGAGAUCCACAGGGAAGAAAUCUCACUGCUGCUCUGACUGUGGGAAGAGAUUCAACUCUUCAGUAAAACUUAAAAUACAUCAAAGAAUUCACACUGGAGUGAAACCAUAUAGCUGUAGUCAAUGUGGGAAGAGUUUUUCUACAUCUCGCUAUCUAACUAUACACCAGAGAACACACACAGGAGAGAAACCUUUUGGCUGUGAUCACUGUGGGAAGAGUUUUAUUCGGCAACAAACCCUGAAAUCACACCAGAGAAUACACACUGGAGAGAAACCUUACAGCUGUAAUCAAUGUGGGAAGAGUUUUUCUACAUCUAGCUAUGUAACUAUACACCAGAGAACACACACAGGAGAAAAACCAUAUAGCUGUAAUCAAUGUGAGAAGAGUUUUACUUGGCCAGACAGCCUGAUAGUACACCAGAGAACACACACAGGAGAGAAACCUUGUAGCUGUGAUCAAUGUGGGAAGAGUUUUACUACAUCUAGCCUGCUGACUUUGCACCAGAGGACACACACAGGAGAGAAAUCUUGUAGCUGUGAUCAAUGUGGGAAGAGUUUUACUCGGCCAUACAACCUGAUAGUACACCAGAGAACACACACAGGAGAGAAACCUUGUAGCUGUGAUCAAUGUGGGAAGAGUUUUACUACAUCUAGCCAGCUGACUUUGCACCAGAGAACACACACAGGAGAAAAACCGUUUAGGUGUGAUCAAUGUGGGAAGAGUUUUACUAGAUCUAGCUAUCUAACUAUACACCAGAGAACACACACAGGAGAGAAUCCUUGCUGUAAUCAAUGUGGGAAGAGAUACUCUGAUAAAAGAUCUCUGACUAAACAUCAGAAAAUACAUGAAGGAGUUGUUUCAUGAUAUCAAUGAAAUGUCACAAUGUAGAAUGUUUUAACAUUGUAGUAACAGUAUUCUAAUGAUGUCAGAAUAUAGAAUGUUUUAACAUUGUAGUAACAGUAUUGUAAUGAUGUCUCAUUGUAGAAUGUUUUAACAUUGUAGUAGCAGUAUUUUAAUGUCACAUUGUAGAAUGUUUUAACAUUGUAGUAGCAGUAUUUUAAUGAUGUCACAAUGUAGAAUGUUUUAACAUUGUAGUAGCAGUAUUCUAAUGAUGUCACAAUAUAGAAUGUUUUAACAUUGUGGGAGCAGUAUUUUAAUGAAUGUCAGAAUGUUGAAGCCUAAAUGUUUGCCCCUUGUUCAAUUGAUAUUAGUUACUAAGGAUAUUGCAGGAGUUUCUUCUUGAAAUCAGAUAUGUCCUUGUGAGGACAACUUGGUUGCUGAUUGUAUCAAGGGUGGGCAGUCAAAAAGAUUAGUGUUUUGCGUUUAGCCAGUGCGUUACCAUGGCUACCACAAUUUAUAUUGACUGCAUGUUUUUCCGUAUUGGAGAUUUACAUUUACAUUUAAGUCAUUUAGCAGACGCUCUUAUCCAGAGCGACUUACAAAUUGGUGCAUUCACCUUAUGACAUCCAGUGGAACAGUCACUUUACAAUAGUGCAUCUAAAUCUUAAAGGGGGGGGGGUGAGAAGGAUUACUUAUCCUAUCCUAGGUAUUCCUUAAAGAGGUGGGGUUUCAGGUGUCUCCGGAAGGUGGUGAUUGACUCCGCUGUCCUGGCGUCGUGAGAUGAGUUUUGUUUGGGCUCCUCCCAGUGUUCUAGAAGCUAGUGAGUUUUAGGAAGAAGAGAGUUCUAGAAGCGAGUGAGUUUUAGGAUUCUAUAGUCAGAAAAAGGAUUAAAAAAAUAAUACUAUUGUAUAUUAUUAUUUAGAAAUGUGUUUUUUCUUGUUUUUAAUCUUUGACCGCCAGUAGACACCAUGUUUAUAUUGUAGAAGGUGAAGCAUUGUAGUAGAUAAUGUGAAAUGGAAGUUGUUUUCUGUUGGUGGUGCGCAAACUUUUCCAAGAAAAAUAUAGGAUAUAUUUGUUGUAUUUUGUUUUGAGGUUGGACUUUAGCACGUAGAGCUCGUUGGCACGUAUAGCUUGUUAGCACGUAGGAUGCACUCGUUAGUCAGUAUGUGUUACACCUGUGCAGGCUUGUCCAUCUUGUUAGUGGGAAGGUGUUUCACCUGAGCUGGUCCAGGUUCUAUUUAAGAGCGUCUGGCCCAGUGCUCCAGUUGUCUUGAUAGAUGUGAAGAGUCUCCACCUUUUUGGUUUGCUUCCUGUCUUUUAGUUUGGUGUGGGUUUUUCUUUUGUUUGCCUCUUCGUGGGCAGAUUUAGUGGGUCUCAUGGUGGAUAACUUUUAGGUCCCAGUUGUUGUUACUAGUCAACUUUCAGAACCCCUCGUAAAACCCCACCUGUUUAUUUGUGGUUGUUGUCAGUGACUCUAGUCUUUCAGUUAUUCUGUUUUUUUAUACUGUUUGUUGUGGUAAAUAUUUCUGUUUAAAAAAAUAAAAAAUCCAGUGAAGCCA